Fusarium poae is the source of this 471-nucleotide messenger RNA. RefSeq lists its product as uncharacterized. The transcript is spliced from 3 exons. The coding region runs from base 1 to 471 and encodes 156 amino acids. The record is from RefSeq and is a predicted model, not a curated record. Lineage: Eukaryota; Fungi; Ascomycota; Sordariomycetes; Hypocreales; Nectriaceae. Gene Ontology annotation, molecular function: protein binding.
AUGAGCGAAGCAUCAAACCAACCUCAACGGGCAAACUCCCUCACUCCUGAGAUGAUCGAGUUCGCAAGCAAAAUGUACGACGCUUCCAGAAAAGGCGACGUGGCUACUUUCGAACAGGCUCUUCCUGCAGGUCUGCCCCCAAAUCUCACAAACGACAAGGGCGAUACUCUGCUCAUGCUCGCGGCUUAUCAUGGCCACGCAGGUCUGGUCAAGAUUCUCAUUCAACAUGGCGCUGACCCUAAUCGCUUAAAUGACCGAGGUCAAAGUCCUCUUGCAGGCGCAGUCUUUAAGAAGGAAGAUGCCGUGAUCCAAGAAUUGCUUGAUGGUGGUGCAGACCCUGAGUACGGUCAGCCAAGUGCUUCAGAGUGUAUCACGAUGUUUAAGCAGGAAGACACGUGGAAAGCCAAGUUUGAUGCUGCGCCUGGAAAAGGACAAGCAGAAAAGAUACGGAGAGCAGAGAAAAAAGAUUAA